AUGCGGUACAAGUCGAGGCGGCUGGUGCCAAAGCAUAGUCCGACGAUGAGCCUGACAUUCUUACCAACUCAACAAUCGAACUUGUGCGGGAAGGCUAUGCUCUCCGACAACAGGCCGAGGAACAAGCACUCGAGGUCGCCCGGGACUUCCCCGGCAGCUCCAAGCGAGGUGGAGGCUGAAGGAGGCAGGGGAGGAGCAACGCGGCGAUGCAUGCACUGCACGCGAAGAAGACGUUGUAGUGGGGGGGCCGCUUGGGCUGAAGACACUGUGCAACGCAUGCGGGGUGCAAUACAAGUCGGGGUGGCUAGUGUUGGAGUACAGGCCAGCGACGAGCCCGACGUUCGUGUCAAUGCAUCACUCGAACUCGCACCAGAAGGCCUCUGCGAGAGAUGGACCUGUACGGGCUCUCCGCCGCGCCGCUCGACGCCUUCCCCAUCGACGACCUCCUCGACCUCUCCAACGACGCCCUCUUCUGCUCCCCUCCCCCUCCGACCACUUCCUCCCCCUCCUCCCCCGCCGGACCCCCACCCCCACCCCUCCGCCUCCGGCCACCACCGCGCCUGCGCCGACUCCUCUUCGUCCACCUCGUCCUCCUCCUCCCCGCCCCCGCCGUCGUCCGCCGCGUUCCCCGCCUUCUCCACCGACUUCGCGCACGAGCUCUGCGUCCCCAGCGACUAUGCGGCGGAGCUGGAGUGGCUCUCACGGUUCGUCGACGACUCGUUCGCCGACGUCCCGGCGAGCGAGUUCGCGGCGGGGGCCCCUGCCGCACUCCCGGACGCGGCGUUCUCCGGCGGCAGGCCGCGGAGCAAGCGGUCGAGGCCGCCGGGGCUCCCGCGGCGGCCCCGAGCGAGGGCGCGGGGCCCGCUGGAGGCGGCGGAGGGAGAGGGGAGCGGACGGCGGUGCUCGCACUGCGCGUCGGAGAGGACGCCGCAGUGGAGGGCGGGGCCGCUGGGGCCGAAGACGCUGUGCAACGCGUGCGGGGUGCGGUACAAGUCGGGGCGGCUGGUGCCGGAGUACCGGCCGGCGGCGAGCCCCACGUUCGUGCUGACCCAGCACUCGAACUCGCACCGGAAGGUGAUGGAGCUGCGGCGGCAGAAGGAGGCGCGAGAGGUGCAGGCGCCUCAGCAGCAGCAGCGGCAGCGGCAGCAAGGCUAUCGUCACCCGCGGGACUUCGAGGUCUGCUGACGUGGCCGGCGCGGUUAGUUACGGGGAUGACGUAAGGAUUUGGGAAGGAAGGCGCUUGCUUCCGCGUCGUUCCGCGUGGGCUCGGAGCGACGGAUUUCUGCUCUCUCGCUGCAUUAAUCAAUGUGUGCUCGUCCACUUUUUCUUUUUUUUUUUUUCCCCUCUAUGUUAUUUUCUCACCCUUUGGUUUCUUUGCUUUUCCAAAGGAAAGCCAGUCGAGCAUUUCUGUUUCCUAAGUCAAGUCGUGUCGAAUUAUCAAAUGAGACGAGGAGGUGUCAUCAAAACGAAACGACAAUUACAAAGCAAAUGGGUAAAAAUGGAUUCGAUAUC
Messenger RNA from Eucalyptus grandis, 1512 nucleotides. Its product is annotated as RBBP8 N-terminal-like protein. Lineage: Eukaryota; Viridiplantae; Streptophyta; Magnoliopsida; Myrtales; Myrtaceae. Gene Ontology annotation, molecular function: sequence-specific DNA binding; zinc ion binding. Gene Ontology annotation, biological process: regulation of DNA-templated transcription. The record is from RefSeq and is a predicted model, not a curated record.